AUGUACGCCAAGGGAGGAAAGGGCUCCGCCGUCCCCUCCGACAGCCAGGCUCGGGAAAAGUUGGCGCUGUAUGUAUAUGAAUAUCUGCUUCAUGUGGGAGCCCAGAAGUCAGCCCAGACCUUCCUGUCGGAGAUCCGGUGGGAGAAGAAUAUUACAUUGGGGGAGCCCCCAGGGUUUCUGCACUCUUGGUGGUGUGUAUUCUGGGACCUGUACUGUGCGGCCCCUGACCGGAGAGAGACCUGUGAGCAUUCUAGCGAAGCCAAGGCUUUUCAUGACUACAGUGCGGCUGCAGCUCCCAGCCCGGUGAUGGGUGGCAUGGCUCCCAGUGACGGGAUGCCUAUGCCAGCUGGCUUCUUUCAGGGCCCUCCUGGCUCUCAGCCGUCUCCACACGCCCAGCCCCCCCCACACAAUCCCAACGCCCCCAUGAUGGGCCCUCACAGUCAGCCCUUCAUGUCCCCGCGGUACCCAGGAGGCCCCCGGCCGUCCCUCCGAAUGCCAAACCAGCCACCUGUGGGAGUCCCGGGCUCCCAGCCGCUGCUGCCUAAUGCCAUGGACCCAUCCACGCGGGCUCAAGGCCAUCCGAGUAUGGGGGGCCCAAUGCAGAGAAUGAAUCCACCCAGGGGAAUGGCGGGGAUGGGGCCUCAGAAUUAUGGCAGCGGAAUGAGGCCCCCACCCAAUGCCCUCGCUGGCCCCGGCAUGCCAGGGAUGAACAUGGGUCCAGGAGGACGGGGACCAUGGCCUAACCCCAGCGCCAACUCAAUAGCAUACUCCUCCUCCUCCCCAGGCAACUAUGUGGGUCCCCCAGGAGGCGGUGGCCCCCCUGGAACCCCCAUCAUGCCUAGUCCUGGAGACUCAACCAAUUCCAGUGAGAGCAUGUACACCAUGAUGAACCCCAUUGGGCCAGGCAGCAACAGACCCAACUUCCCAAUGGGUCCCGGGCCUGAGGGCCCCAUGGCAGCGAUGGGGGCGAUGGAGCCACACCACAUGAACGGCUCAUUAGGCUCAGGUGACAUGGACGGGUUGUCCAAGAACUCUCCGAACAACAUGGCCGGCAUGAGCAACCCCCCAGGCACCCCACGGGACGACGGCGAGAUGGGCGGGACCUUCCUCAACCCCUUCCAGAGCGAAAGCGUAAGCGACCGUGCCAACCCUCCCCCCGCGUCGGGCAGGAGGGGCCUCGCGGGCAGGCCCAAGCGCGGUGGCCGGGGGGCCAGAGCAAGACCGUGACCGCCGGGCCGGGCCGAGGGGCACCAGUACUCACCCAGCUUGACCAUGAGUGUGUGAAGACAGCACUACCCUCAGCCCUGGCCCCCUUGUAAACUUGUGUAUUUAAGGACCGGAUACCCUCCUUCCCCUUCUCCUCCCCAUACACUUCCUUUCCCCAGCCCUCUCAGACCUCGCCCAUGGGCACCCACUGGGGUGUCAGCAUCUGGGCAUCUGGGCAUCUGGGGCUGGCUGCCCCAUCACCCCAACCUUGUGGCCUUUUGGACAAGCUGGGGGUGGUGGGGGGUGCUCCUGAACUCUGACUCAGAGGUCAAGGCAACCCCAGUUGGUCUUCUGGGCCUGGAGGAAGGGACAGGGGGAUGGGAGGUGCCAGAGGUUGCUUCGGACAUUUGGACAGAACGAGGAACGGGCUGGGCCGUCCCUUCAGCCUGGGUCCACUCUGACCUUCUGACAGCCCCAAGGCCUGGGCCAGGGGAGGCUGAGGCUGCCCACCUCUGCUGAAGUGCCCCCGGUUCCGGGGAAGGCAGAGCAGCCGGACCCUUUCAGGCCAGGGGCUGCUGCCCUCUUCACUCCUCAGUGCCCAUCGGGGGCCUGCAGGCCUGACGUUCAUGCACCAACAACUUUACUUUUAUACCGCGAGGACCUCAGAGACAGACAGAUGGACCGGAGUCCAUUCCCCCAGCUGUACAGCCCUUCACCCCGCGGGGGCGCCCCUGGCCCCAGGGCUGGGGCUCAGGCCGUGGGAUUGGACGUUCUAACUCCACCGCCAGGGCUGUCAAGACGGAGCCAUGGGAGGGGGU
This is a messenger RNA of Vombatus ursinus (common wombat), 2024 nucleotides long. It is a transcript of the gene SSBP4, whose product is annotated as single stranded DNA binding protein 4. The coding region runs from base 1 to 1227 and encodes 408 amino acids. The record is from RefSeq and is a predicted model, not a curated record. Gene Ontology annotation, cellular component: nucleus. Lineage: Eukaryota; Metazoa; Chordata; Mammalia; Diprotodontia; Vombatidae. Gene Ontology annotation, molecular function: protein binding; single-stranded DNA binding. The transcript has 18 exons. Gene Ontology annotation, biological process: positive regulation of transcription by RNA polymerase II.